AUGAUACUUAAAACAGAUGAAGGAAGCUUAUCCCCGCCCCGACUGUCAGCUGCUGGCUUUCUCCAUCUCUCCGGCCUAAACUUCCCCCCGGUUCGGCCCGAGCUGUAUGAGGCAGAAACUCGUCCCACGUACGGUUCGGAGGCCGAGCCCCACCCCAGCAGUAAGGCUAGCCGGAAUCUUAGCAACACCAUGAAUACCCCAGCUGCCGGCAGCAAACGAAACUCCGACGUGUCCACCCCCGGUGGCAGCAAUAGAAUCUCCAACGUUGUCAACGCCGAACAGGAAGUUGAUAACAUCGAACAAACCCAUUCAUUUAGAACGCCUGAUCAUCUACUUCUAGAGAGCGAACACCCUGGCUUGAAGCGCCACGAUUCGCUAGAUAUUGAGUCCGCUAAACUACCUGGUCACCAUGGUCACCAUAACACCAAGGAUUGGGGGGUGAUAUUAAGGCUAGCUUUUCAAAGCAUUGGAGUGGUUUAUGGAGAUAUCGGGACUUCACCUUUGUAUGUGUAUUCAAGUACCUUUACUAAUGGGAUCAAACAUCAAGAUGAUAUUUUGGGUGUUUUGUCCUUGAUCUUUUACACGUUCACGCUUAUUCCUGUUAUCAAGUACGUUUCCAUCGUCCUACAUGCGAAUGAUCAUGGCGACGGUGGUACUUUUGCAUUGUACUCAAAAUUGUGUCGAUAUGCAAAGGUAGGUUUAAUCCCAAGUGAACAACCAGAGGAUCGAGAGGUCUCGAACUUUCAACUUGAUUUGCCUGGAAAACGUAACACAAUAGCGUCAAAAGUUAAGAAAAGUCUUGAGGGUAGCGGCUUUGCCAAGUUUUCACUUCUAUUUGCAGCUAUGCUUGGGACUUCCAUGGUCAUUGGGGAUGGCAUCCUUACUCCUUCUAUAUCUGUGUUAUCAGCAGUAUCAGGACUCAAAGAAGCGACGGAUACCAUGACCGAAGGAAGGAUUGUUAUUAUAUCAGUAAUAAUCUUGAUAACUUUAUUCAUGGCACAAAGGUUUGGAACUGAUAGAGUUGGAUAUGCUUUUGCCCCCAUCAUUUGUGUAUGGUUCGCCCUCAUUGCUGGAAUUGGUGUCUACAAUUUCAUCAAGUUUGACCCUACAGUUGUCAAAGCCUUAAAUCCUAAAUAUAUCGUCGAUUACUUCAAACGAAAUGGAAAAGAGGCAUGGAUAUCACUUGGUGGAGUUGUCCUCGCCAUUACAGGAACCGAGGCCAUGUUUGCUGAUCUUGGACACUUUACUGUCAAAUCGAUACAAAUAAGCAUGGGUUGUGUGGUUUAUCCAGCGUUAAUGGCAGCCUAUAGUGGUCAGGCGUCAUGGUUAAGAAAGCACAGCAAUCUAGUGGAAGACACGUUCUUUAAGUCAAUUCCGGAUGCCUUGUAUUGGCCUGUAUUUGUGGUGGCUAUUAUGGCAGCCAUUAUAGCAAGUCAGGCAAUGAUUUCAGGGACUUUCUCAAUUAUCAAACAAUCGCUUUCGCUAGGGUGCUUUCCUCGUGUUCAAGUCGUGCAUACAUCCGCUAAGUAUGAAGGACAAGUCUAUAUACCAGAAAUGAACUAUCUUCUUAUGAUUGGUUGUGUUCUUGUUACCGUAACGUUCAGAACCACUGAAAAAAUCGGCCAUGCUUAUGGCAUUGCGGUGAUAUUUGCCGAGACGUUAACAUCGGGGUUCAUGGCGGUGAUCAUGCUUGUCAUAUGGAAGACGAACAUAUUUUUGGUGAUCUUAUAUGUCCUUGUGAUUAGCUCCACAGAAUACCUCUACUUAAGCGCGGUUCUCUACAAAUUCGGCCAAGGGGGAUACUUGCCAUUUUCGUUUGCUGUCGUGCUAAUGUUCAUUAUGUGCACUUGGAACUAUGUUUAUCGUGAGAAAUACAACUACGAGCUUGAUCACAAGGUAUCCCGAGAGGCCAUAAAAGACAUUGUUAAGGACUCACAUAUUAGUCAUAUGGGAGGACUUGCAAUCUUCUACUCUGAGCUAGCACAUGGCAUUCCUCCAAUCUUUAAACACUACAUUGACAAUGUUCCCGCCUUACAUUCGGUUAUUGUCUUUGUUUCCAUCAAGUCCUUGCCAAUUAGUAGGGUGGCACCCGAAGAGAGGUUCUUGUUCCGAAAAGUAAAGACAGACGAGUUGUAUGUAUUUAGAUGCGUCGUCAGGUAUGGGUACACAGAUGUACGCAAUGAAAAGGAGUCAUUUGAAAAGCUUCUAAUUGAACGUUUGAAGGAUUUCAUCGUGUAUGAUUUUGGAGUUGGUGAAAACCAACAAGGUCGCAUAGCGGACGAUGAUGUGGUUAAACUAGACAAAGCUUGGCGAAUGGGAGUUGUGCAUUUGGUGGGUGAGCAUGAGAUCAUUUCUAGCAAAGGGUCGUCGAUUGGGAAAAGGUUCUUGAUAGAUUAUGCUUACAAUUUCCUGAAGAAGAACUUGAGACAAAGUUACAGUGUUUUCGAAAUUCCUCAUAAAAGGAUGUUGAAGGUUGGUAUGACUUACGAGCUCUAAUGAGGAUAAACGGACUUUGUGUGUUAAUUAGUUGAUAUAUAAAUAAUCGACUCGUCUCCCAACUGAUUUGAACUUUUCCAAGAUAAUCUAAAGGUUAUCUAUUCAAAUUUCACCAAUACGUUAUCACAUAAAUGUUUAAAUCCGAAAAGCCCAGAUUAUAACUUUUCAGAUGAGUACUCUUCCUAGCACCAGCUUGUGUUUUCUAUUUUUCCAAAAUAUCUUUUGGUUAUCU
Erigeron canadensis is the source of this 2728-nucleotide messenger RNA. RefSeq names its product potassium transporter 19. Gene Ontology annotation, biological process: potassium ion transmembrane transport. Gene Ontology annotation, cellular component: membrane. The transcript has 8 exons. The record is from RefSeq and is a predicted model, not a curated record. NCBI's taxonomy places the organism in Eukaryota, Viridiplantae, Streptophyta, Magnoliopsida, Asterales, Asteraceae. Bases 1 to 2496 code for a protein of 831 amino acids. Gene Ontology annotation, molecular function: potassium ion transmembrane transporter activity.